Molecule: messenger RNA, 1179 nt
Organism: Drosophila takahashii
Lineage: Eukaryota; Metazoa; Arthropoda; Insecta; Diptera; Drosophilidae
Product: glyceraldehyde-3-phosphate dehydrogenase
Biological process (GO): glucose metabolic process; glycolytic process
Cellular component (GO): cytosol
Molecular function (GO): NAD binding; glyceraldehyde-3-phosphate dehydrogenase (NAD+) (phosphorylating) activity; NADP binding
Source: RefSeq, a predicted model, not a curated record
UUCCAAUAUUCAUAAACGUAUGUAAAUUUUACCUACAGAUACCUAUCGAAAUCUUUCUAAAUUUAAGGUAGUCUAUUUUUUAAAAACAGAAUGCCAGCGAUUGGAAUCAAUGGCUUCGGGCGCAUCGGUCGGAUGUUUGCCCGCCAGGCUCUGGUGCGCAAGGAUGUCCAGAUCGCGGCCAUCAACGAUCCCUCGCUGGAUCCCAAGUACCUGGCCUACAUGCUGCGCUACGACUCCACACACGGCCAGUUCAAUCAGAAGAUCUCCAUAGAGGGCAACUGCCUGGUGGUCAACGGCAAGAAGAUCCAGCUGCUCAAGGAGGCGGAUCUGAAGAAGGUCAAGUGGGGUGAUAUGGGCGUGCACACGGUGGUCGAGUGCUCCGGCAGGUUUACCACCCUGAAAGCCUGCCAGGCGCACCUGGAUGGUGGUGCCAAGAAGGUGGUCAUAUCGGCUCCAUCCGCCGAUGCUCCGAUGUUCGUGUGCGGCGUGAAUCUGGAUAAGUACAAAUCGAAUAUGCCGAUAAUCUCGAAUGCAUCCUGCACCACCAACUGCCUGGCGCCGUUGGCCAAGGUGGUCCACGAUAAUUUCCAAAUUUGCGAGGGCCUGAUGACCACCGUUCACGCGGCCACCGCCACUCAAAAGAUCAUCGACGGACCGAGCAGCAAACUCUGGCGGGAUGGACGCAGCGGCAUGAGCAACAUCAUACCCGCUGCCACGGGUGCCGCCAAGGCAGUGGGCAAAGUAAUCCCCGAUCUGAACGGAAAGCUCACGGGGAUGGCUUUCCGGGUGCCAGUGCCCAACGUUUCGGUGGUGGACCUAACGUGUCGCCUUGGCAAGCCGGGCAAAAUGGACGACAUCAAGAAGUGCAUCAAGGCGGCGGCCGAGGGCGAAAUGAAGGGCAUCCUGGGCUAUGUGGAGGAGGAGGUGGUGUCCACCGACUUCAACGGAUCUCGAUUCGCCUCCGUCUUCGAUGCCAAGGCCUGCAUUGCCCUGAACGACAACUUCGUCAAGCUGAUUAGCUGGUACGACAAUGAGACGGGAUACUCUUGUCGACUCCUCGACCUGGUUCUCCAUGCCCAACUGGCCGAUCACUGCGCCGAGAAGGAAAAGGCCGCUUGCAAGAAGAAGAAGGAAGAUCCAUCCAAGAAAAAGAAAGAGGAUCCUUGUAAGAAGAAAUAG